Megalops cyprinoides (Indo-Pacific tarpon) is the source of this 1671-nucleotide messenger RNA. Its product is annotated as fibroblast growth factor receptor homolog 1. Lineage: Eukaryota; Metazoa; Chordata; Actinopteri; Elopiformes; Megalopidae. Gene Ontology annotation, molecular function: ATP binding; transmembrane receptor protein tyrosine kinase activity. Gene Ontology annotation, cellular component: signaling receptor complex. The record is from RefSeq and is a predicted model, not a curated record. The transcript has 12 exons. The coding region runs from base 126 to 1310 and encodes 394 amino acids. Gene Ontology annotation, biological process: positive regulation of kinase activity; cell surface receptor protein tyrosine kinase signaling pathway; protein phosphorylation.
ACCCCAGCAAUAAGAAGGCCUCACAGAGACCUCCGCGUCUCACCUGGGCCACCCUCUCUGUCAGUGGCAUAGUUACGUCAAGCCCCAGAAACUCAACAGGGAAUCCAAAGCCAAACGACAUCGACAUGAACACGACACACUAUGUCUUCAUCGGCAUCUUAACGUUCCUCUUUGUGGUGAUCGCUCUACUGAUACCACUGUGUCUGAUAAAGUAUCGCUCCAUGAGGCGCACCAUUCGGGAUCUGCAGGGGCAGAGCAGAUUAAUGAACAUUCCCCCACCAGAAACCCCAGCCUCAAUGGAUUCGCUCAUGGUCACGCUGGAGCAGGACACACCCUCCGACACUCCAAUUCAGAGGCAGAAAUCCAAGUCAGGCUCCAGGUCUCUAUGGAGACCACCACAAGCGGGUCCCCGGUUCACCAAGGCUGACCUGAGUUUGAUGCAGCUCAUUAAGGCGGGAAAGGAGGGGGUGUUCUACAAGGCAAAGAUGACAAGAGGCACCUGCAAAGGCCAUUCAAUGUUCACCUGCAAGAUCGCCAAAGAUGGCGUCCCACCCAAGCGAGUGGAGACAGAGGUAUCUAUUAUGAGGAAGCUGGGACACCACAAAAAUAUGCUGCAGCUGCUGGACUGGAACACCACAGAGGAGCCGUACGUGCUGAUCUUGGAGUACGUCAGCUGCGGCACGCUGCGCAGCUUCCUGCAGAUGCACCGGGACAGGCUGCGCAUCGACAGCGAGCUGCAGAGCCUCUUCACCAUGGCGGCCUACCACAUCGCCCUGGCUAUGGACCACCUGCGCAGCAAAAUGGUGGUGCACUGCGACCUGGCCCUGCGGAACAUCAUGGUGAACAGCUUCCCGAGGGAGGUGAAGGUGGCCGAGUUCGGCCUGGCCAGGGACCUGACGCGCAUGAGGAGUCGACGCAGCACCCGCAAGAGGAGGCACGCGGAGCGGGUGCCCCUGCGCUGGUACCCUCCGGAGUAUUUCAAGAACAAUUACUACAGCUUCAAAGGGGACGUGUGGGCGUUCGGCAUAGUGCUCUGGGAGAUGCAAACUUUUGGCACGUUACCCUACCCCAGCCUCGAGACGUCAGAGGAGGUGAUCUACCACAUCUGCGCUGGAUACAGGAACACAGAACCUGAGAACUGCAGGCCAGAGAUCCUGCAGAUGAUGAGGGAUUGCUGGCUGGACCCCUACACUAUGAGGCCCUCCUUCAGCGAUAUCGUUAGGAUCUUGGAGAACAUCCUGGAGAAUGAUGCAGACUAUGUUGACGUGGACAACCAACGGUCGAUGGCUCUCGGACCAUCCAGCGACUGAGAAUUUAUCACCCAAGCCUGGAUCCACAGCACUCCAGCACUGAGGAAUCUGAGGCCCUGCGUGUAUGUGUGAACUUGCUGUGCAACUUACAAGAAGAAGCUGUAUCGCAAGUGGACAGAUAUUCAUUUAAACGCAUUCACUGGUGCCUGAGAGUGGACCUGGGCACACACUCUUCAGCACACGUGUUCAGGGGGUGGUGUCACUACCCAGGAAGUGGGUGCCUUUUGUGGAACUUACGAUAAUGUAAAAAAAACAACAGGGGAAGAACGCCAGAGGGAAUGGCUGAAAAUAAACAUGACCCACUGACUUUGCAUACACAGCAGUCGAGGUUUGGAUUCCUGGGAGACUGACAAGCCAUGGC